AUGCAGCAGAGUAGAAGGGAAGUGGUGUGUGGUGUUGAGGAGGAGGAUGUGAUCAGGUAUGAUAUCGCGGGCUUCGUGGUGGGGGUGAAGGAGAAGGCGCUCAAGUUGCCUGACAAGGAUUCGAUGCAGCACGGCGAUGUUUUGAUUGGCUUGUUAUCGUCGGGAGUUCACUCAAACGGAUUCAGUUUGGUCCGCAAGAUUGCCGAGAUCAGCGGAGUGAAAAUGACCGACCCUGCGCCCUACGACCCCACCACUACUCUCGGUGUUUCUCUGCUUACCCCCACGAAAAUUUACGUUAAGACCAUAUUGGAGCUGGUCAGGCUUGGACCGGGGAUAUUGAAAGGGGUAUUCUGGUUUGGGAUUGCUGCGCACAUUACUGGUGGUGGCCUUUUCCAAAAUAUUCCUCGUAUGCUUCCCGAAAGCGUCCAAGCUGUUAUCAGAGCCGACACGUGGGAUUUGCCCGCGGUUUUUAGAUGGUGCGUUACUCAGGGUAAACUGGACUGCACUGAGCUGGCAAGCACCUUUAAUGUUGGCAUUGGAAUGGUGUUGUGCGUUGGUAUUGAACAUAAGGAGGAGGUGAUGAGGGUUCUGAAGGGCUUGGAUGAGGAGGCAGUAGUCAUUGGAGAACUUGUCGAUAGGCCGACACUUACCGACCCUAGAGUG
Molecule: messenger RNA, 663 nt
Organism: Perkinsus marinus ATCC 50983
Lineage: Eukaryota; Perkinsozoa; Perkinsida; Perkinsidae
Product: Phosphoribosylformylglycinamidine cyclo-ligase, putative
Exons: 6
Biological process (GO): 'de novo' IMP biosynthetic process; adenine biosynthetic process
Cellular component (GO): cytosol
Molecular function (GO): phosphoribosylamine-glycine ligase activity; phosphoribosylformylglycinamidine cyclo-ligase activity
Source: RefSeq, a predicted model, not a curated record